Molecule: messenger RNA, 5794 nt
Organism: Cyprinodon variegatus (sheepshead minnow)
Lineage: Eukaryota; Metazoa; Chordata; Actinopteri; Cyprinodontiformes; Cyprinodontidae
Product: vacuolar protein sorting-associated protein 13B-like
Exons: 30
Source: RefSeq, a predicted model, not a curated record
UGGUGAUUUAUUCCUGUCUGUCUCGUCAUUUCUCUCCUGCAGGAGCAAAAGGUCAUCGGUUCCCACCGCAGAGUGCAUCCUGGAGCUUCCUCACUUCACCGUUCAGGCGACAAGGCCUCAGACUCUUUUGCUUCAAGCAAUAUGUCAGAGCUGGACCCACAGUAUGGUCCAUGGAUCCCCAGUGAUCAGUGAAAGUCUGCACAAUGAGGUGUUUAAAGUUACAGGUGUGAAAUAUCCAGGCCCGUCACCGACUCUCGAGGGCUUGGUCCAAAAUCUGGAGCUGAAGUUCUGCAGCCGCUCAAUGGUGAAAUGUGCCUCGGGAACUGUGGGAGCUGUAAAAGUGUGCGCCAGGACCCCAGGUUCAGAGGAGGGCGUAAAGGAGAAGCUGGUUCCACUUAUUCAGGGCCCGUCUGACACCAAAGAACUUCAUACGAGUCGCUGGCUUAAUGAGAUUCGCAAGCCUGAAUCCUUAUUGGCGCCGGACCUGCUGGCGUUUUCUGUUCAAGUACCUCAGCAAGGAGAAGAUUGCAGGAACUCAGGUGCGGUCCUACUGGUCAGUGUCCAGGGCAUAGCUGUAAAUGUGGACCCAAUCAUCUGCACAUGGUUACUGUAUCAGCCUCACAGAGGGAGCAGCAGGAAGCAGCAACAGAAUCCAGGUCCAGUUCCUUUGGCCAAGAGGAGAGAAGAUGAAGUGUCUGUGGGGAGUGCACCACUGGGCAUACAGCCCUCCAAUCAGGCAUCAGACUAUGCAAGCAGCCCCAUGAAGACCAAAACAGUCACAGAAUCACGCCCCAUGUCCAUACCAAUGAAGGUCAUACCGGACACUGCAAUCGACGGGUCUUGGACGACGUCCGAUGAACAAAUGAAGGAACUUUUCAGUCAUGCCUGGGAUGCUGUCAAGCGACUUACUGUUCAGUUGGAUUUACAGUCAUGCUGCGUAUUCCUGCCAAACGACAGCCUCCCGUCUCCGAGCACCAUCGUCUGCGGCGACAUUCCCGGCACUGUCCGCAGCUGGUACCACAACCAGGCCUCUAUGCCCGGGACUCUGGUUGUCUGUUUGCCCCAGAUCAGCGUCCUCAGUGCUGGGCACAAAUAUAUGGAGCCUCUGCAGGAGCUUCCCUUCGUCGUCUCAAAGCCCAUCUUGGAGGAAGGUGACGCCUUCCCAUGGACCAUCAGCCUGAGUCAGUUCAGCGUAUACACCUUGCUGGGAAAGCAGCAGAGCCUCAGCCUGUUGGAGCCCAUGGGAUGUACUUCCACUCUGGCCGUCACGUCUAAACUGCAGGGCAGCUCUGAGGAAAGGCCCUCCUUUGUAGUCUGCCUCCAUGUUGACUUGCAGCCUGUCCAUGUCAAGAGCUCCAACUCUCAGGUGCAGCUUUUAUACGAGCUCUUUCUCAGCUGGAGCUGCACAUGGGCUCGUCUCCAGAAACACGGUGUUCUGCGUCAGACCUCCAGCAUCCCGGACCCCCCUGCUGGUGUUGCUCCAUCCUCCCCAGUGCGCAGCAGCGCAGGCACGGCUCUCCCCGACACCAGCACCUGCAGCCCCUCCGCAGACUUCGGCUCCCCCACCGAGGGCGACUCAGUGCCGGCUGGAGAUGAUGGUCCGUUUGCAGACACGGUGACUCUGGAGCAACAAACCAGCAGCAUCGAAGGAACCAGUGGGAAGGUCAGCCUUUGGAUGCAGUGGAUGCUACCUAAGGUCACUGUCCAACUAUUUGCUACUGACCCAGCUGCAAGAAAAUCAGAAAUCUGUGUGAUCAGUGAACUAGAAGAUCUGAGUGCAUCGGUUGACAUCCAGGACGUCUACACAAAGAUCAAGUGUAAAGUGGGCAGCUUCAACAUUGAUCACUACCGAUGCAGUAUGGAGGAGGGUGUUCGGACCCCGGGCGGCUGCGGAGGAGUGGUCCUCUCUUGCACUGACAAGCUGAACAGACGUACUGUGUUGGUUCGACCCGUCAGCAAGCAAGCCUCUUUCAGCCACUUCUCUGGCUUUUCCCCUCCUAUGGCAGCUAAAAUCCUGGAAGGUUCUCAUCAGCAGCAUGGCUUCCUGUCAAUCACCUACACUCAAGCUGUUACUAAAAAUGUCCGACACAAACUCGUCACCCGACCCGAGCGCCCGUCACGCAGCAGCAUGACCACUGCAAGCCAGAGGAUCGCCGGCGAGCUCCUGGGGGACGGCUCGCCUCAGUAUCUGAGGGAGAUCCUGCUGACUGCGCAACCUUUCGACGUGGUUUUAUUUUGUCCCUUACUGGCUACUGUAGCAGGAGUGUUUCAGACUACCGUCCCACGGCGCUACAGGGAGCGUGGGAAGUCAGCAGGUCAGCCCAUGCGGAGCCACACUUUGACUUCUAGGUGUUUACCUCUAAUUUACAUCAACACCAGUGGGAUCAGAGUUUUCUGCCACGGAGCUCAAGACAAACAUGCAGCUUCAGACUCCAGUGAGAAGAAGGAAGACACGGUGGUGUUAAAGCUGGGUUCCCUCAGCGUGGCUCCGCAGGCUGACAACCCUCUGACCCGCACCGUGCUCCGAAAAGAUAUCUAUCAACGAGCGUUCAACCUGGGCAUUUUGCGCGACCCAGGCUCAGAGGUAGAGGAUCGUCAGUAUCAGAUUGAUCUCCAGUCUAUCAGCAUCGGUACGGCUCUGUGGGAACAGCUCAAGCCAGAGAAGGAGGGAGCUAAAGGAGGGGUUUCAGCAGAAAGUGAGAGGAGCUCUCAGAAUCCAGCCCUGGAGUGGAACAUGGCUAGCAGCAUCAGGCGGCAGCAGGAGCGGCGAGCUAUCCUGACGCCCAUCUUGACUGACUUCUCUGUUCGGGUGACUGCUGCUCCUGCCAUCAUCUUCAGCAAAAUUCUGUCUCCUGAGUGCGGGCAGGCAGAGGAAGUGGUGGUGUGUGGCCACUCUCUGGAGGUGAACGUGACCAGCAGUCUGGAUUUCUACCUUAGUGUGGCCCAGGUGCAGCUUCUCCAGCAGCUCCUUCGAGACAACAUGGUGGGAUCAAAUGCUUCAGAGAAAAGUUCAGAGGUAAGGAGACAAGACCAAAAGGGCACCAACCAAGCUCCAUCAGCAGGUGCGGAUUGUUCAUCUCGCCACAGUGGGACUGGACAAGACAGCGGCUUUGGCAGCGACAGCGCCCGCAUUCGCAUCGUCCAAAUAGAGCAGCAAAGCGGGACCAGUCAUCAUUGCAUCGCCAGGCCGUCUCGCAAAUCAACCAUCACUAAAAACCUCACCUUCAUCCCUUUUGACAUCUUUCUUACUGCCAGUAAACUAUCUGUAAUGACUUAUCAUUGUUCGAGUACGCCUAAAUCUCUCCUUAUAUCGUCUGAUGCACCCUCUACACCAGAGAAGAAAGACCCUGAGGAUAAGGUGGGGAAGAGCCUCCUAAAUCAUCCUGAGAUCAUGUCGGACUCUCCCUCAGCUUCCCCAACUCCUGAACAAAUCCCUGCUGCCCAGGAUUCCCUUGCUGGGCUGACCGCAGACGACAUCCUCAACAGCAACACCUCCCAGCCACCUUCUCCACUAAUUAAAGGAAGCUUGCUUUCACUUGAUGGUCUCCCCACUCCCACCCGCUCCUCAGCACGCCAAGCCCUAGGCCUUACCAUAGUGAGGCAGCCCGGGAGAAGAGGGACAGGUGAUCAGGUGUUAGAGCCACUGUUAUUCCUCCAACUUAUGCAGCCUUCAGUUCUACUUAGCUGCCAUCACCGAAAGCAAAAGAUGGAGCUUUCUGUGUUUGACGUGUCCCUGAGAGGAGUGCCUUCUGACUACAAGUGCCUAGACCCAGGAAAGACUCUUCCAGAAACUCUGGACUACAACGUGCCCUGGCUGCAGACAGUGGCAGCGGAGGUCGACAGUAGAACAGGCGUCCCUCCUCCUCUGCUUUGCUUCCAGAUCAAAGAUUUCCUCAAUGGACCAGCGGAGGUCAACUUGGAACUCUCCCGCCCCCUGAAAGUCAACCCCACUCUGAUCAAACUGGAGCAGGCCAAAGCCUACCUGCAGAAAGUUUUGCCGAACUACAUGUGGGAAAGCUCCAGUAAAACAGCCUCUGCCUUUUCCUCUCCUCACUCAUCUCCUAAAAAGACGCCUCACCGGGCCUUUCCAUCUCGUUUGGACCCACAACACGAAUCCUCCUCCCCGGGCAAAGCCAGCAAGGCCAGGAACCUGUCCUUCCACAAAGUCUCUCUUCUCACCAAACAGAUUGUUGUAGUCAUGGAGACGGAUGACACUCCAAUGAGACCCAGCGUGUCGGUAUCAGUGUCGGCCAUGACGGCUUGUCUGUUCAUGAAGUUGGGACCUCGGAUCGAUGACCAGCUUGAGUCUGCUUCCGUCCUCCUGACCUUGAAAGAUGCGCUGGUGAAAACUGGACUGAGGGACCGGAGCCACGUGCUCCUGGGACCCUUUUCCUGCAGCAGCUCCAUUGAAGCUCGGUGGUGUCGGCACAGCGGCAGCCCUGGACCAGAGCCCGGCCCUCCCAAACUGCUCCUGGACCUGAAGGGAGGUCUGCUGCAGGUUUUUUGGGGCCAGGAACAUUUCAACUGUCUGAUGCUGGUGGAGGAGCAUCUCCGUAAAUACCUCCAUCUCCACAAAGAGGAUUCCAACACUAGUUGGUCUAAAGGGAAGGCCUGUCAUACCCAGCCUCCUCCCUCUCCGGUCGCUCCGUCUCCGAGGACAGAGCACAGCUCAGAUGAUCUGCGAACAGGAAACUUUCAAUACAUUCAGGACUCAGGAUCCCAGAAACUGCCAGGAGCCAAUGAGGUGGUGUUUUACAGUGAGACGGAGGACAGCCCUGGGGUGAUGCUGUGGAGGUACCCUGAACCUCGUGUCCUCACCUUCGUCAGGAUCACACCUAUUCCCUUCAACACCACAGAAGACCCGGACAUAAGUACAGCUUAUUUAGGAGACGUCCUACAGGUACCAUGCAGUCUGGAGUACUGGGAUGAGCUCCAGCAGGCCUUUGUUUCAUACCGGGAGUUCAGCUUGUCAGAAAGCCGUGCCUGCCAGCUGCAGCUGCCCAGCCUGAGCCUCACUGAUCAGCAGAAAGAGCUGGUGGCCUCAGACCUCUGGAGGAUCGUCCUCAACCAUAACGCAGAGGGAGGCGAUGAGCAGAGCUCUGAUAGUGACUGUGGGUCUCAGCCUCCAUGCGAUCAGCUGGUAUCACCGAUAGCACUGGCAGCCUGUACCCGUGUGGACUCCUGUUUCGCUCCCUGGUUCGUCCCCUCGCUCGGCGUUUCCUUACAACUAGCAAAGCUGGAAGUUCACCUGUGCCACCACCUCGAGCAGCUGGGUACAGUUCCAUCAAGGAAACGUCAUCCCUUCCUACCCGACAGGAAGUUACCUCAAGAGCAAGAGUUCAUGGUGAUUGGUUCUCGGGAGCCCCAGGUCUUCAUGCGUCAGUGGAACAACGGGCCUCGCCGCUGUCAGGAGAUGAGCUUUUCCACACAGCUGGACUGCAAACUGCUGGAGUACCGAAACUUAACCCACCUGCAGCUUCUUCAGUCCUGUGCGCUAAAGGGGCAGGCCACCGCCAUCAGCUGCCCCCAGAACUCUUCUUUAGCUGUUGAUGUGUUUGUGGAUCCUGUGCUGCUUAAUAUCAGCCAGUAUGCCAUCCAUACCGUGGACGCCGCGCUGCUCAGCUGGCAACAGAACGGGAAACAGGAUGCAGAGGAGCUGCUCUACAGUCACUAUGUGAUCUGUAAUGACACAAAUGAGACUCUGCGCUUUGGCCAAGUGGACACGGAUGAGAAUAUACUGCUGGCCAGCCUCCACAGCCACCAGUACAGCUGGAGAUCCCAUAAGUCAGCUCAG